This is a messenger RNA of Solea senegalensis (Senegalese sole), 6699 nucleotides long. Its product is annotated as unconventional myosin-Ic-like. Gene Ontology annotation, biological process: vesicle transport along actin filament; actin filament organization. The record is from RefSeq and is a predicted model, not a curated record. Gene Ontology annotation, cellular component: cytoplasm; microvillus; plasma membrane. Gene Ontology annotation, molecular function: microfilament motor activity; ATP binding; actin filament binding. Lineage: Eukaryota; Metazoa; Chordata; Actinopteri; Pleuronectiformes; Soleidae. The transcript has 33 exons. The coding region runs from base 207 to 3404 and encodes 1065 amino acids.
GCUGGCCUCACACACGCUCUCCGCCCUGCAACAGGUAACACAAAACCGACCAGCACUGCUGUCCAUGUUUCUAUCUGUCUGUCAGGUUUCUCUCCGGCAUGUUCUUCUGAGCACAUUCCACUUGCUUAAGCCAAGGAUUCAGAUCUGAGGGAAGAGGUCUAAUAUCAUUUCUUCAACGGACAAAGUGGGGAAGGACCAGAGAGACAAUGAUGGAACUCACGAUCCAGCUCAUCCCGACAGGGGAAAUCAUCCUUUCUCCGGGGAAAAAUGGAGAACACUACUGCCACAACUGCAAGGUGGUGGCUAGCGACGGGCUGCGGGCUAUGAUGGAGUCGGCCCUGACAGCCAGAGACCGAGUGGGCGUGCAGGACUUUGUCCUGUUGGAGAACUUCACUAGUGAGGCCGCCUUCAUCGAGAACCUUCGCAAGCGCUUCAAAGAGAACCUCAUCUAUACUUACAUUGGUUCAGUGCUGGUGUCCGUUAACCCAUACAAAGAUCUGGAGAUCUACACCAAGAACCACAUGGAGCGAUACCGCGGGGUCAACUUCUACGAGGUCUCGCCACAUAUCUAUGCCGUAGCAGAUAACUCGUACCGCUCCAUGAGGACAGAGAGGAAGGACCAGUGCAUCUUGAUCUCUGGUGAGAGUGGAGCUGGCAAGACGGAGGCAUCCAAGAAGAUCCUCCAGUACUACGCUGUGACCUGUCCCAUCAGUGAUCACGUGCAGACCAUCAAAGACAGGCUGCUGCAGUCCAACCCUGUGCUGGAGGCCUUUGGUAACGCCAAGACGCUGCGCAACGACAACUCCAGCCGCUUUGGCAAGUACAUGGACAUUCAGUUUGACUUCAAGGGCGCCCCAGUGGGAGGCCACAUCAUCAACUACCUGCUGGAGAAGUCCCGCGUGGUCCACCAGAACCACGGAGAAAGAAACUUCCACAUUUUCUAUCAGUUGAUUGAAGGAGGAGAAGAAGACCUGCUGAGAGGCUUGGGUCUCGAGAGGAACCCUCAGCAGUACCAGUACCUCGUCAAAGGUAACUGUCCCAAAGUGAGCUCCAUCAAUGAUCGCAGUGACUGGAAGGUGGUGAGAAAAGCCUUGACUGUUAUUGGCUUUAACCAGGACGAUGUGGAGGAGUUGUUGAACAUCAUAGCCAGCGUGCUCCACCUGGGAAAUGUGCAGUAUGGGAGCGAGGAGGGCAACGCCUGCAUCACCUCUGACACACAGAUAAAGUAUCUGGCCAGGUUGUUAGGAGUGAACGGCUCAGUGCUGACAGAGGCACUCACACACAGGAAGAUAAUUGCCAAGGGAGAGGAGCUGAUGAGCCCACUGAACCUAGAGCAAGCGUCAUCUGCCCGAGAUGCUCUGUCCAAGGCAGUGUAUGGACGCACCUUCACCUGGUUGGUCAACAAGAUCAACACCUCGCUGGCUUGUGCACAGGACGACUCCCUCAAGAAUUACUCAGUCAUUGGUCUGCUGGACAUCUACGGCUUUGAGGUCUUCCAGAACAACAGCUUUGAGCAGUUCUGCAUCAACUACUGUAAUGAGAAACUGCAGCAGCUCUUCAUUGAGCUCACCCUCAAGUCGGAGCAGGAGGAGUAUGAAGCCGAGGGCAUCACGUGGGAGCCAGUGCAAUACUUCAACAACAAGAUCAUCUGUGACCUGGUGGAGGAGAAGUUCAAAGGCAUCAUCUCCAUUCUGGAUGAGGAGUGUCUGAGACCUGGAGACGCCAGUGACAUCACCUUCCUGGAGAAGCUGGAGGACACUGUGGGAGGACACGCGCACUUUGUCACUCACAAACUGGCCGAUGGAAAGACCAGGAAGAUCAUGGGUCGUGAUGAAUUCAGACUGCUGCAUUAUGCUGGAGAGGUCAACUACAACGUCAACGGAUUUUUGGACAAGAACAAUGAUCUGCUCUUCAGGAACUUAAAGGAGGUGAUGUGUAUGUCAGAGAACAAGAUCCUGAACCAGUGCUUCGACAGAGAAGAGCUGAGUGACAAGAAACGUCCUGACACGGCAGCCACCCAGUUCAAAGCAAGUCUGGCCAAACUCAUGGAGAUCCUAAUGUCCAAGGAGCCGUCGUAUGUCCGCUGCAUCAAGCCCAACGACGCCAAACAAGCAGGUCGAUUUGAUGAGGUGCUGAUUCGUCACCAGGUCAAGUACCUGGGACUGAUGGAGAAUCUGAGGGUGAGGAGAGCCGGCUUUGCUUACAGACGACGCUACGAGGUUUUCCUGCAGAGGUACAAGUCUCUGUGUCCGGACACGUGGCCAAACUGGCAGGGGAAACUGGCCGAUGGAGUGGCCACCCUGGUCAAACACCUGGGAUACAAGCCAGAGGAGUACAAACUGGGCAGAUCCAAAAUCUUCAUCCGCUUCCCAAAGACCUUGUUUUCCACGGAGGAUGCACUAGAGACCAGGAAACACAGUCUGGCCACCAAGCUACAGGCAGGAUGGAGAGGCUACAGCCAGAAGUCCAAAUACCAGAAGCUCCGAACUGCAGCUAUUGCCAUCCAGGCCUGGUGGAGGGGAAUCCUGGCCAGGAGGAGAGCCAAGCGCAGACGUCAGGCUGCCGAUACCAUCCGCAGGUUCAUCAAGGGCUUCAUCUACCGCCACAAGGAGCGCUGUCCAGAGAACGAGUAUUUCCUGGACUACGUUCGCUACUCGUUCCUCAUGAAUCUGCACAGGAACCUUCCCAAGAACGUGAUGGACAAGAGCUGGCCCGUUCCUCCAGCUGCUCUCACUGAGGCGUCGGAGCAUUUGCGUAAGCUGUGCAUGCAGAACAUGGUGUGGAGCUACUGCAAGAAGAUCAGUCCAGAGUGGAAACACCAGAUGGAGCAGAAGAUGAUUGCCAGUGAGAUCUUCAAGGACAAGAAGGACAACUACCCACAGAGUGUGCCCAAACUUUUUGUCAGCACCAGACUCAAUGGAGAGGACAUAAAUGCCAAGGCUCUGCAGGCUCUGGGCAGCGAGAAGAUGAAGUACGCGGUGCCUGUCACCAAGUACGACAGGAAAGGCUACAAAGCUCGGCCCCGUCAGCUGGUCCUCACCGGGAACUGUGCCGUCGUCAUAGAGGAGGCCAAAGUCAAGCAGCGCGUCGACUACGCCUCUCUGAAAGGGAUCUCCGUCAGCUCUCUGAGCGACGGCCUCUUUGUUCUGCAUGUUCCCAGUGACGACAACAAACAAAAGGGAGACGUAGUUUUGCAGAGUGACCAUGUGAUCGAGACCUUGACCAAGAUCGCAAUCUGCGCCGAGAAAGUCAACAGCAUCAACAUCAACCAGGGCAGUAUUAAGUUUACAGCAGCUCAGGGCAAAGAGGGAACCAUAGACUUCACACCGGGAUCAGAACUACUGGUGGCCAAGGCAAAGAACGGACACUUGUCUGUGACGGCUCCCAGACUCAACUCCAGAUGAUGGCCACUCUGACCGCACACACACACACACACACACACCAGGACCGGCGUACUCCUGACCUCUCCCAUCCUCCAGACCCUGCUCUACCUAAGCCAAUCAGAUGCCAGCUGUCACUGCACAGGUGUCACAUGCUUCCAAUUAAAAAAAAAAAAAAAGGAAAAAAAAAAUCCAGCAAAACUAAUCAAUAUAUUUAUGUUUAUAUAUUAUAUUUUUGGGGAUUAAUACUGUUGCUGUUUGAAUAUUCUGAUUUUUAUAUGUGAGGCCAAGGAAUAACAGAUAUUUUUGGUGCGUUUUUCAUGCACCGCGCGUGUAUUUUGUGCUUUAUUUGGUGGGAACAUGACCAAGAAAAUGACGAGGGAGGAGUCUGAAGUCGAGACACGAAUGAGGAGGAGCUUAUUGUUGUUGUUUGUUGUUGUGUCGUCAUUUACUUUUCCUGCUUUACUAGAAGACGUGAUUGUCUCGCUCACGCUGUACUUCUCUAACUGUGAGGUGAAUGACUUGUCGCAGGAGUGUGAAGGUGUGUCAGUAUGUAGAGCUGCGGAGACGAACAACAUUUCAAUUCAGUGCUCACGUGCAGUCGGACCGGCUCGCUGCAUGGACACUAGUUGGUCGUACUACUGGAUAGAUGUGAUAGAUUUGUAUAGAAGAUCGCAAACUGAUUCACUACAUUAAAGAUUGUUUUUUUAAAGUGUAUUUGAGCUCGGGGACACAGACUUAAGCAAUAAAACGCUUGUCCUCUUAAAUCUGCGACACCUUAAGAAUAUGUUUUGCUGGUAGACGAUCAUUUCCUGACUGGAAACUAGACGUUUGUGUUGCUUUGUAAACCGCUCACUUCCCUCACACCAAAUCAGUUUAUUUAUCACGGCUGCCUCCAUCAUUAAGUGUAAAUGUGUUCAUUUUUAUGAGUUUGGUGUUUCAAACUCAUAAGUAGACCUGCAGCCCCUGUGUCCUCGUCAGCUAAAAACACUGAGUUUCUCUGUGGACUCACUGGUGUGAGAGAGUGCACCACCUUUAGUUUUUAGUCUAAUGUGGAGAUAAAACAACAAACAUAUUUGUAGGUACAGUCUUAAAGCUGCAGUGUGUAACGUUACAUACUGCAGCUUUAAUCAGGCAUAGAUUUUAAUAGUCAAUCCUUUUGAUAAGAGGCUAAAAUCUAGUUUUUGACAGCCAUGUUUUCAGUGAGAGCUCAAGCGUGUUUGCACCUCAUACAGCCACACGGUAAAAAAAAUAUCCCUUAAAAUAAUCAACAUAUUCUCUGAAAACACUGCAAAAAAGAACAAAGAAAGUGAGGAGGUGUGAGAGGAAGAGGACAUGAGAAGGACUUGUGGAAAGAAAGAUGGACGCAGCGUCGUUUGCCUCAACACCAGGUGUUUGUGCCUUUGUCUUGUCUGGACUGAUUUCUUUCUAACUCGAGAAGUGUGUGCGCGUGUGUCGACGUCUGAACAGCUUGUCAUCACUUGAUGCACGAGUGAAUGGAGGUGAAUGUAGAGCGUGUGUUUCCUCCGCUCUUCCCAUCAUCCUCGCUGCUUCUAACCUGGUGGUUAGACUGGUGGUGCAGCUACCUCUGACCCGGCUCUGACCAAUGUUUUCCAUUCAAUUUCACCUCAGACCAUCAUUUCCUUUGUUUAUUAUCGCACGUAUGUCAGUUAUUUUUUUUACAUUUGUACGCCAGUGAGACAGAGCUGAGACCAUGACGUGAGGCUGAAGCCAGAGGACGUCACGUGAGUCACGUGUCACCACCUUUCUUCUUAAAAGAAAUAGUUUUAACAUGGUUUUUGCCAGCGUGAAGAUCCAGUCGGGAGAGGAUUAGCUUUGCUUUAAAUGUCCAGUGUGUAAGAAUUAGUGACAUCUAAUGGUGAGACAACAGAAUGCAACAGACAGAGGACUCACCCCUCCAUUUCCCAAUUACGUCAGGGAACUACGGUGGCCUCCACAUACCAGAAAGGAUGUAAACAACUCUCCCACUCUCAGGUUUAUGUGGAUGGAGCGACGUAAGCUUCCAUUUCAAAAAAGCAAAAAAAAUAACUUCUGGUUGGUGUGAGAGUGGGGGAGUGUGUUAGAAUUCCUCAUGGGGGCAAAAUAAGUGUUGUAAUGCACCUUUAAAACAGGCGUCUCAAAGCACCUGGAGGCCAACGAGUGUCCGAUCUGGACGUGAGGGGAAAACAGUUAAACUAUGUGGUAAAUGAACUUAAAAUGAUAUGACAAUAUUCCAUCAAAAUAACAAUAUUCAUGAUGACAUUUAACAGAAGUAAAAGUGUUACAGACUUCAAAGUUCACAAUAAAUAAAAUCACAAAUUAAAUAAUAUUAAAACAUGCUUAUAAAUAUAUAUGUAUAUAUCAUUGUAUGUUAAAUACAUGUAAAAGUGUGAUUACCUGAGCUAAUAUCAUUAUUAUUAUUAUUAUAAAACAUUGCUCACUGUUUAAGACAAUAGCUAACAGUCAUGUUUAGUAUUAUAUUCUGUCUAUAAGCUGUAGGUGGUGAGACAGUUCUCAUUAUAACUUGAUAUAAUGACAUCAAAUAAAAGUCAGUGUGGACUUGUGCUUUAAAGCCAGUACAAACUUGCACAGAUAAUGUCGUUUCUAUCAUUAAAUCCUCCUAAACUUUACACACUGGACCUUUAAGAACUGCUUGCUCUGAUCCAAUUUUAUUAUGGCAAGAAAACAUCUAAAAUAGCAUCAAAAUGCAACAACAAAAACUUCAUUAAAACACAACAAGAGUAAAAAUAUUAAUGCAAUAAAAUAAAAAAGGCACAAAAAUUUAUAGUCCAAGUCAUCAGUGGCUCUAAGCUCUUUCUCAAACCUGCAGGCGAGACCAAAGACUGAUGGUGAAAAGGUUUUGUUCACUAUAUUAAAAACCUGGUCUCUCUGCGUGGCGAGGCGGGUGCAAUAUGGCGAGGCAGAACUUCUAGUCACCAAACACCCGGUCGGUUUCAACUGAUUGUGUGUUUGAUUUGAAUGACGGUGUUUGUUUGUGUUUGUGUUCUGAGUGAGAGAAUCCAGACGCUUUUUUUCCAUAUUGUUUAUUAAGUUGUUCACGUUUCUUGUUGGAUAGCAAUACAACAGGUGUGUGUGUGUGUCUGUCUGUCUGUGUGUGUGUCUGCGUGUGUGUGUGUGUGUGUGCGUGUGCGUGUGUGUGUACAAGCUUCAUUCAAACCAAACACCAUGUUCAUCUGUUGAUUUACUGUUGCACUCCUCUGUCCUGACUUACUGUAAUACACCAAACCAAUGUAUAAUUAUGCCAGCACACUAAGAUACUAAAGAUUUCAAAGAAUAAAUUUGAAAGGUAAAUACAAAA